This is a messenger RNA of Phanerochaete carnosa HHB-10118-sp, 639 nucleotides long. RefSeq lists its product as uncharacterized. The record is from RefSeq and is a predicted model, not a curated record. The coding region runs from base 348 to 509 and encodes 53 amino acids. NCBI's taxonomy places the organism in Eukaryota, Fungi, Basidiomycota, Agaricomycetes, Polyporales, Phanerochaetaceae. The transcript has a single exon.
UACAAGAAUAUAGAUUGUCGUUAUAAGAGCAUCGGUUUUGGGACUAGUUGACGAGAUGGGGGUUCGCAGCCCGGUCUUCGACUUCUUCAAGACCAUACUGGCAUCGCUCUGCUACAAGCCGCAGUUACACAGUACAGUAUUUUGCUCUAUCACACCGGUUAAGUGACCCCACCGAUGAAGCUCACUGUCGCUCUCUGACCGAUUCACGGAGACCUACUUCACAAGAUUGAGACGGCGUCUGAAGCUUAAGGGAGCCCGACCGGGUUGUGGACAGCUGAUGUAGAUCGCUCAUGCUUGAGGCAGUUAGAUCAUUCUAACAGCUAUUCUAACUUGGUGUUUACUGUAGGAUGAGCCCUAGGCGGCAGAAGAUCAAGCCGAGGCCCUCUGUGCUAGGCUACGGGAUACCGGGAGCUCAGUGCGCUCGAUCUCACUUCAGCGAAAGAGACUACGAGCUCGACGGGCGGACAGUCCGCCUCAAGGCACAGCUCACCGAGCUCUUCGCAGGCUAGACACCGUCGCAAGAGGAGCGCCUCUUUGCAUGCUCGGAAUCGUUCGCGAAGACACCAAGCUAGUGGAGGCGCAAGCCGAUCGAGAUGCGCUCACCGCUCUUGAGACGUCCAUUGAGUCCUCCAUGAUAAU